This is a messenger RNA of Cylindrotheca closterium, 879 nucleotides long. The record is from the annotation of a GenBank genome assembly. Lineage: Eukaryota; Bacillariophyta; Bacillariophyceae; Bacillariales; Bacillariaceae.
AUGGAGAUCGCUAAUUUUACAGGUCACUAUCGGCUGCAGUUGGAAUGCAUGCACAUUUUGCGAAAUGUACCAAUCAAAAGAUUUCAAGCAAAACACAUAAAUGAUAUUAUUGAAGAAUUAGACCAAUUAGUUGCUGCUGGUGGGGCUCCCCAUGUGAGAGAUGUCUUCCUUGCGGAUGGUGAUGCCAUGACACUCCCAACUGGCAAACUCGAAGCCAUCCUGGAUGCCAUCAACGACCGCCUUCCGAAAGUUAGACGAGUCUCUUCCUAUUGCCUCCCUCGCAAUGUUCGGGGCAAGUCAGUAGAAGCUUUGUCGAGGCUGCGAUCAAAAGGUUUGGCCCUCGUCUAUGUUGGUUGCGAAAGUGGCGACGAUGCAGUGCUCUCUGCAGUGAAAAAAGGCGAGACUGCUGCAACAUCACUAGAAGCAUUGGAGAAGCUAAAGGAAGCUGGAAUAAAACGCUCGAUAAUGAUUCUUCUUGGACUUGGUGGGAAAGAGCACAGCACAAAUCACGCUAUAAAUUCAGCAGAUCUCUGUAGUCAAGCGAAACCAGAAUACCUCUCAGUUCUCACAACCUCGUUUCCAAGAGGGAAGAGUCGGGUGGAACAGGGAUAUAAAGAAAAUAUUGAAUCAACCAUUGCAUUUGAGGAACUAAACGCUAGAGAGUCUUUGGAGGAAUUAAAAAUCUUUAUGGAAACCUUGGAUAUUCCUCAGGGCGAAAAAACAAUUUUCAGAUCUGAUCAUGCUUCAAACUAUCUCGUCCUCAAGGGGAGAUUAGGACGUGACAAAGAAAGGCUGACUGCUGAACUCCAACGCGUUUUGGACGCCCCGCCGUCCGAUGACAGUAUCAAUUUGCGACCGGAGUGGGCAAGAGGACUGUGA